Messenger RNA from Lolium rigidum, 500 nucleotides. RefSeq lists its product as uncharacterized. NCBI's taxonomy places the organism in Eukaryota, Viridiplantae, Streptophyta, Magnoliopsida, Poales, Poaceae. The transcript has 3 exons. The record is from RefSeq and is a predicted model, not a curated record. The coding region runs from base 10 to 324 and encodes 104 amino acids.
GGACGCACCAUGACGAGCUCCUCGACUCCAUCCCGGAAGGCGCUGAGCAAGAUCGCCUCCGGCCGGCUGCAGAAGGAGCUCGCCGAGUGGCAGGUUGGCCCGCCCGCCGGCUUCAGCUACAGGGUCUCCGAUAACCUCCAGAGGUUCUACAAGGCUGUGAGCAUACAAGGCUGCUGCCUCUGCAUGACUGGUGGGUGGAAGAACAACAAGUGGAAGCUCAACUCCUCUUUGUGGAACCAAAAGUUUAAUCCUCGGGUUGUUUUGGAUGUGGCUGUAUUGGCUGUGGACUGUUAUUUGUGCCUCAAAAUCUGGAAUGUUAAGUGAUAGUCGAUGUUGUAAAGUCCUCCUUCUGGCUGGAAGUUUUAGUGGUGUUGCUGUAAAGUCUGUUUGGUUAGACUUGUGAUAGAGCUGGGUUGCGUUGUUGCACUUUUGUUGAUUAUUGUUUCAACUGUGAUCUGAUUGUCGAAAAAACAGGGGGAUUUAUGGCAAAAAUUUUCUGA